ACCCACUUUCUCCCAGCAGAAAAAAAAAAGAGGGCGACCAGAAACAUCACCGUGAACUGUGAAGUUACUUCCAUCAGAGGUACAUCCUUGGGUCAUCGCGAGCCAUAGCAUCCCAACUCCCAUUUCUCAAGUCCCAAGUUCCCAAACCAACCUGCACUACACUACGGAUACCCAACCCGACCUCAUCAGCUCAAGGUGUGCACCAGCUCAAGCUCCACCUCCACACUUUUGCUUCAGGUCCUUGCCGCUACAGCAAACCGAGGUAUCCGUACAGCUACAUACAAAGCUACAGCUGCGAAUACACGGUACCCGACUACGCACCCAGCCAGGUACCUCGCAACUCUGACGGCUACAUCACCUCACGCGCUUCACCUCAACCUCACCUCAAAGAAUACCUACUUACGCAGACCGAAAAGCUCUGAGAGCUUCAAGGUCAACGACAAUCCCAAGGUGAGCAGCAACCAACGCUACAAACGCGCUGCCGCCGCCCACCCUAUUGUCGCGCAUCUAUCCGCACCUACACCACUUUGACGUUGCCGCAACCGCAAGGGAACGGACAUCUCCACCAUCGUCGCCCGUCAUUGUCAAUCACCUCACCUCACCUCAUCUCAUACCUCAUCAUCGUUCACAGAGCCUUCCAUCUGGCAUUGACGCUGUCGCUGUCGCCAUAGCUGCGGUCGUCACCACACUUGCCUCACUUGCGCGCCGUCAAUUUCACGCACCUCCAUCUCUUUCCGCCUUUGCCACCACGUAUUACACACGCAUCACUCACUGGACCUAUCUCAUCAACGUCCACCACUUUUCUAAUUCUUUGCCUUCCCUGCAGACGUUGGCUACGUCUUACCUCAUUAUACACGCAUACCUACACACCGAAUCGCGUCGCAAUAAGGCACUCCGUAUCCGAAUCUUCCUAUCUGUCUCUGCUCCAUCUCUCACUUUCUCUCUCACCCUCUCUCGCCAUCGCCUGUCCAGAAACCGGUUCGAGACAGCUUUCAUUGCUCUUCUCGCUCUCCAUUACCUACUCCUAGCCUUCUCCGCCCAUACGGAUAUACGCGCCCCAUUUAGGAUCGCCGUCCAUUGUUGAUUGACCCUUGAUCCGAGGAACCGCCACCGACCACCAGCUGCACCCAACUCUUACGCGCAAACCAACAAGCAACGCACGGCACAUCUCGCGCACUGCCUCCAGCUGCCUGUCUACUCGUGUCUACUUGCGCCUGUCUAUCUGAACCUCGACGUCUUUCACGGAUACAUCACGCUACCUCUUGCUGGCUCCGCCGCUACUUGUCACUACCUACCUGCCAGACCUUAUCUCGCGAUACACCACACACACCUCACUUCACCUACCUUACCUGGUCUGCUUUACUUGGACUCCUUCACUUGAUUACCUUGUACCGGGAAAGAGCAAGGGCAACGCAACUUUCGGUACCUUCCGUAUCUCUAUUUCUUAUUUGUGAGCCUUCCACCGCUUCCUGCCUUCCGGAGUGCCGUCAUUCGCACUUUGUUCCCCACACCGAAAGGGAAAUCACCCAUUCCUUCCCGCCAACGAAUACCGCGCGCCGCGUCGCUCUAUGCCGCAGCAGCGCACCUUCCUUCACCUGACGUCCAAUUACCUGACGAUUACACCUUUCACCUGCUUGCACACCUGAGCCUUCCAGGUUUUGCCAGCCUCUCCUCUCCAGUCUCCAGGUCCGGCCGUUCCCUGCCGUCCAUUACGAAGAUCCACCUGGUUUUCGCUGUUAUCGUUGCUCACCUCACUGAUUGCUGCACUGCCGCCUGAGGUGCUCGUUUUAUUUUUAUUUGGUUUCCUCUUAUUUCCCUUGUCGCGUCCCGUACGUCGCUUUCGGUCGCCCGCACCACACAUAUUCGCACCGCCCGCGCGCGCACACACUGAACGAGAGUCCUGGACCAAGAGCAAGACCAACACAGUACCUACCUUCCUUACCUUACGCAACGCACCUGCCACCCGACCCGAACCAGCCAGGUCAAUUGGAACCACAAGGCAGGCACGCCGCACCGCCGCACCACACAACCCGGCAGUAACCACCCCCAGAAAAAAGAGUACUUGAAGCAAACACGUCCUCGGCCUCGCGCGCCUUGUAUCUUUGUCCCCCUUUAUUCUCGCCUCUACCUCGCACCAUCCCUCCCUCCCUCCCCCCUUCCACCUUCCCCCCUCCCACUCCCACUCCCACUCCUUCCCAUCCUUUUCUACCUCGUCACUUCGUCACCUCACCUCAUCCCUCCCAUCCAUCGGUCAUCCCCUCCCCCCCAAAAAAGCCCAAAAAAGCCCUUCCCAACCCCGGGCGUGUGCGUGACCCGCUUCUUGUCUUUUGCGACUCAGGCUUGGUCCAAGUCUCUCUUCCACCCCCCGAGAGAGCAGAGACCAAAUAUUCCCCAUCCAUCAACCCGUCGGUUUAUGCAUCGUUGUUGAGUUAAUACUACCACUACAUUGCCCGUAAGUACCUGCACCCUAUUUCCUAUGUUCCUUUUCACCCGUUGUCCCGAUUGAGGAUCAAAUCACCACUUGUACCUCAAUCAUGGAAUCGUCGCGCGCAUACAGAUACACUUGGCUUCAUCCGCGUUGAUGCUAUUGCGCGUCUCUUUCUCAUCGAGGCUCGCUCGUGUUGUCGACGCCCUCUCGUCAAAGUUUUUCUGCCUCACCGCGUCUUCGCAAGCACGUCUGUGAAUCCUCCCCCGAUAAGCAACGCCUUGCUUUGCGCGCGCAUUCGACUGCUUCACUCUUCCUGUCUGUCACUUCAAUCAUGUUCCAUCUCAUACUUUCGUCUUCAUCGCGCCUUUGAGGAUUCUAUCGGACGCUGAGUUCUAUCAUCACCGUUGUCUUCGCCACACACAAUGGCAGUCAUGUACCCUUUUUUUUCCCUCUCGUCGGAAAGCGCCCGUGUCGCGUUCGCGCCUCACGUCCCGGCACAGCGCGGGCCCCGCCCAUGACUCUGGCGCAACAGCUUUUUUUUUUUUAUCUUUUGUUUCUUCGGGUCGCGAAUCAAUUGACCAUGGUACACACGGUACUAACCUUUGGACCUCUUGUUAGAUCAUGCAGCAGUGGCAAGUCGGCCCCGUGCCGGAGUACAUCUACUCCAACUCCACCCAUCAGCCUAGCGACAUGCAUCCUCAACACCCCUAUCAGCAGGACAUGUCUCGUCGGGAUCAGCACCCACAGUUCCAGUACGGAGCGCCGCCUCACCAGAGCCCGGCACCGCAGCAUCACCAGCCCACUCCGGUCCAGCCUCCGAUGAGUGUGCCUCAGCCGCCUCAGCCGCCCCAGGCCCAGCCCCAUCCUCAGCAGCAACAGCACCACCAGCAGCAGCAGCAUCACCAGCAGCAGCAGCAACAGCAGCAGCAGCAACAACAGCAGCAUGCUGUCCAACCCCCGCCUCAGCCGCAGCCGACGCCCAGAAACCGCAAGCGUCCGGCCCCGGCCCCGGCUCAACAGGCCCCGCCGGUCACUAGCGCCCCUCCCAUGCCGCCCGCUCCCGUUGCGCCCACCGCUACCCCCAUCCCGCCGCCUCAGAUCAACCCUCCCGUUGCCGCUCCUCCUCCCCAGGCUCAGCCCGCCGCCACGGAAGAUGCCAACGCCCAGGCUCCUCAGCCUCCCCCGGCCAAGAAGAGCCGCACAAACACCCCCUGGACUCCGGCCGAGGAGCUUCGCCUGAAGCAGAUGAGAGAUGCCGGCAGCAGCUGGGCCGAGAUUGCCAAGACGUUCCCUACUCGCACCGAGGGUAGUGUCAAGAAGCAUUGGUACAAGGACAUGCACUACGCAGAGUUCGCGGAAGACGAGAGCCAAGCACUCCUCAAUGCCAUCAAGGAGUACGAAAACAACAAGUGGAAGGUCAUCGGGCAAAAGGUCGGCAAGCCCGCCAAGGCUUGCGAACAGUACGCCAAGGAGCACUUUCCCGGUAUGCCCUCUCUCAACAUCACGUCGGUACGGCCGCAUCCACAUCAACGAUACUAAAUGAUUCGUAGACCUCUACGCCAAGCCGACCAACCGGUAGAGGAACCUCAGCUCCAUCGGCGGUUCUGAGGAUACUCGGGAGAUGGGCAACACUGCGAAACGGCGCUGGGAGUGUCUCGAUGCGUUGGGAUAUACCAAAUGUGUUUCUUCUUUCUCGUUCUGACGAUCACAACGACCCGGACUCGAAAAAAAGACGAUUCCCCCUUUGCACUUGUUAAUUUUUUUCCUUGUUUCUUUUAUUUGGAGGCUGGACUUUAAUACUUUUUACCCCCUACGUCUCAGCUCCACGUCUCCGGCACGGUCACUUCUGGUCGAAAACUUGUGGCUGCGGCGGAUGUGGGGGAGAUGGGUCUAUCAGGAGUGUUGGCCCUCAUGUACGACGGUUAUGCCCUUGCGGGGCUUGCCUGUUAUCAGUGUGCUCUGAGUUUCAUAGCACAACACGAAAAGGAAGUUGAGUGAUGGCGGGUGAUUGCCAUACCCGUUUGAGAGAUGGUCUGCGCGUGCGCACGUAUGCGGGAGGACCUUCUGUAUGGUGUUGAUGUGUGCGGAGGGUUUUCCAACACAAGUCAUCGGAAACCCACCUUUUAUGCCAUGUCUUAAUUGCCAGAGGAGAAGAGGAUAUAAUGAUGUAUGGACGAGACUGAUUGAAGAGGUCAGUCGAGGAAGUCCAAGGACACAUCACACACAAAAAUAAGUUGCUUGCUUGGGAAAGGUGUCAUGGCAGGAAGGAUGAAGGAAUCGGUUACCGGGAUUGUGAAAUUGUUUCGAUUCAUGACGAGUCUAUACCCUUUUAGUGUGAGAGAAUUUGUGUUUUUGUUGUCGUCGUCGGGUCUGCGAGAGGACUUGGUGAAGAUGGACUCUGUAUGAUGAGUGAGUAAUUGAGGUUAUUGACUAUUGAAAUUGUUUGAUGCGAC
Messenger RNA from Colletotrichum scovillei, 4881 nucleotides. RefSeq names its product MYB DNA-binding domain-containing protein. NCBI's taxonomy places the organism in Eukaryota, Fungi, Ascomycota, Sordariomycetes, Glomerellales, Glomerellaceae. The record is from RefSeq and is a predicted model, not a curated record. Bases 3050 to 3967 code for a protein of 305 amino acids. The transcript has 4 exons.